CUUCCCAUCUUCUCUUGAACGCGGACGAAGCCCUCCCCUUCUCCUGGAUCUCCCUCUCUCUCUCUCUCUCUCUCUCUCUCCCCACAUCGGAAAACCACUCUGGAGAGAUCGCCUCCAUCUCCCUCUCUCUCUCUCCAUCGUAACGUAACAGCUUCGCGGCGGUCUCUCUCUCCCGCGGAAAAUCACUCUGGAGAGAUCGCCUCCAUCUUCCUUCACUCCCAAAUCUUGAUCCCAUCCUCUCCAUCGGAAAACCACUCGCUCGCAAGAAUACCACCAGCUGUUUUCCGGCCAUCAGGAGACACGAGAUCAUGGCGGCGAUCUACAGUCUCUUCAUCAUCAACAAAUCCGGUGGCCUCAUAUUUUACAAGGAUUACGGAUCGACGGGGAGAAUGGACACAAACGAUAGCUUGAGGCUUGCGAGCUUGUGGCAUUCGAUGCACGCUAUCUCGCAGCAGCUGUCGCCUGUCGUCGGAUGCAAUGGGGUUGAGCUCCUCCAGGCUGAUAAUUUCGAUCUCCACUGCUUCCAAUCCCUCACAGGAACAAAGUUUUUUGUAGUUUGUGAGCCUGGGAUGCUUCACAUGGAAGCUCUGCUCAAAGUAAUUUACGAGCUGUACACUGAUUAUGUUCUGAAGAAUCCUUUCUAUGAAAUGGAAAUGCCAAUCCGGUGUGAACUCUUCGAUCUGAAUCUUACUCAAGUAAUCCAAAAGGAUCGAGUCUCGUUGUUAGGGCGGUAAGUUAUUACUGCUGUCUUAUUAUCUUAAUGUUAAUUUCAAUUUUCCAAAUUGGCUUGUACUUCAGACUUAUGGGUAACUGAUGUUAAAAGGAGGAUGCUCGCUUACUAGUCUGUUACAUUUUUCUCAUUCUUCCAAGAAUUAUCUGUUUUCAUGUUUAUUUCCUGAGAAAUUUGUACCUUGAGCUUUUCUUGUAGCGUGCACAUGAACUGUUUUUUUUCCCACCCAAUUUGUUGUUUUAUUUACAAAA
Asparagus officinalis (garden asparagus) is the source of this 981-nucleotide messenger RNA. Its product is annotated as trafficking protein particle complex subunit 4. Gene Ontology annotation, biological process: endoplasmic reticulum to Golgi vesicle-mediated transport. The record is from RefSeq and is a predicted model, not a curated record. Gene Ontology annotation, cellular component: TRAPP complex. The transcript is spliced from 4 exons. Lineage: Eukaryota; Viridiplantae; Streptophyta; Magnoliopsida; Asparagales; Asparagaceae. The coding region runs from base 309 to 734 and encodes 141 amino acids.